AUGCCUGGGGCAUGCAACGACCUGAACGUCUUGGCAAAGUCUCCGUUGUUUGAUGAGCUUACUGCUGGUAGAGCACCUCUGAUCCAAUUCCAAGUUAACAAUAGAGCUCACAGUCUAUGGUACUAUCUCGCCGACGGUACUUAUCCUCGAUGGGCGACUUUCUUGAAAACUGUUCGAAAUCCUACAUGCCCCAAGGAAAUCGAGUUUGCAAAGGCUCAAGAGGGGUAUAGGAAGGGUGUAGAAAGAUGUUUUGGUAUAUUACAGUCACGGUUUGGUAUUGUUAUAGGAGCUGCUCGUGGGUGGCAUAAAGAGGACAUUCGAUACAUUAUGUUGACGUGUAUUAUAUUACACAACAUAAUUGUCGAAAAUGAACGACCUGAAGACAGCGAUGAUAAGUUGGAGUCCGAUGAUGAGUAG
Rosa chinensis is the source of this 417-nucleotide messenger RNA. RefSeq lists its product as uncharacterized. The record is from RefSeq and is a predicted model, not a curated record. Lineage: Eukaryota; Viridiplantae; Streptophyta; Magnoliopsida; Rosales; Rosaceae. The coding region runs from base 1 to 417 and encodes 138 amino acids. The transcript has a single exon.